CAGUACCGGUACCAUACGCACCCUGUACCACUACUUCCCGUACGAUCUAUCAAAAGCGGCACUGCGUGAAGCUCGAAAAGAAUCUCGCUAGGACCAAAAGGCGAAAUUGGACAUCCAAAGCCAAAUUAUCGGGAUUCUACAUUCGGUACCUCUUGAAAUAAGAAUCGUAAGAUAUCACACGCACCCAAAAUGGAAGUAGAUUCUCCUCCGCGCAAUCAAUCCCCUCGGAUUUUGAAACUGGUGGAAAACUUGGCAGAUAUUCGCGAGCGACCGAAGACGAUGCUGACUCCUGAGACGAAAAGGACGAGGACGAUGGAAGAUCCUCCGAUCCGGGGACCAUUGACACCCGAGGGGGAAAGCACCGCGAAGGUACCUGUUCUUUCAUCUGGUGUAAAAGUGGAGUACCCAACAAAUAUUUCGAUGCCUUCGCGAAGCGUGAUCGAAGCACUCUACAAUAUAUCUCUUCAAGAAGAGGAAGAGGAAGAAGAAGAUCAAAAGCUUCGAAAUGAAAUCCACGAGAAAUCGGAGUACUAUGACCAAAAGUACCUGAAGCCUGCGGGUAUACUGUCUUUUGAAGAAAUUUUGUUGCCUGCUGUUGGUUUAGCAGAAGAGAAAGCCCUCAAACAAGCACAAUCGAGAGUACAGCGCGAUGCACCCGAGUAUACGUUUGCAAUGGAAAACUGUCGAAGGCUCGUUCGUAAAAGUAUCCGUAAUGCUAUUCUCGAAGUACAAUCGUCUCGCAUGACACGAACUCGGUGUCAACAAGAACGAAGAUUAGAGCAGGCAUUAGAAAGGAAGCGCGUACGGGAGCGCCGCCAUCGGGAACGUCUUGAAGAAGACGAACGCCGGGCAAAGGAACGGGCUCUCAAAAAGGAGAUUUCUAGAGCUGAGAAGAGACGACAGCUUGCACGGGAGUAUCCAAGGAACCAGGACUUAUGGAAGGAGAUUGUAUUUCUGACUUCCUCGGUAGCGCAACUUGAGAGAGAAGAACGAAUGUGGGUUCAAAUUGAAAAGAAUAUGGUGCAACUUAAGGACAAAAAUGGAAAGGAAGAAGAACUAAAGAAUCGGUCGAAUCAUCCUUUAGACAGUAAUUUGUCCUCGUCAUCAUCUGACGUGAUUGUAGUAAAGGCUGAUAAAAGUCCGCUCCACUUGAAGACUGAGGAAAAGGUAAAGGACAUUGUCUUGGCCUCGACUCGUAUUCAGAACGGGUUGGGAAUGAUUCUAAAGCUCUUGGAUGCGUCAGAAUUCGUUCAAAAAAGUUUAUUCGACGAAUAUAGAAAGGAUCAUGCAUUCCAUGGAUACCAAGGAAUGGACAAUCCAAAAGGAAUUAUUCGUUUCUUAAGUCAAAGCCAAGACGAUCUUCCAGAUAAUCCAAAAGGAAUCAUUCGCCUAUUGAGUCAAAGUCAAUGAUUGUCCCUAGAAUUUUGAGAUACAGGGAGCUGAAUUUGCUGUCGGUAGAAGACAGCUAAUUAGGGCUUUUGGGGGGUACAUGAUUGUCAAUUGUGAAGAAUUUUAAUUUAAG
This is a messenger RNA of Pseudo-nitzschia multistriata, 1522 nucleotides long. The record is from the annotation of a GenBank genome assembly. Lineage: Eukaryota; Bacillariophyta; Bacillariophyceae; Bacillariales; Bacillariaceae.